Benincasa hispida (wax gourd) is the source of this 759-nucleotide messenger RNA. RefSeq names its product glutaredoxin-C9-like. NCBI's taxonomy places the organism in Eukaryota, Viridiplantae, Streptophyta, Magnoliopsida, Cucurbitales, Cucurbitaceae. The record is from RefSeq and is a predicted model, not a curated record.
AAUUCCCACCACUUUCCGAACUCAAACCAAACAAACAAAACUCCCUGCAAAAAUUUCCCCCCUGUGCUUACUAAUUAAAUCAUGCACCAAGCGAUUCCUUACCGGUCAUGGCAAUCCAUUGACACAAAACAAACCACAUUAUCAACCCGACCACCAUGGGGCGGCGGAUCAGCGUCCGCGACGGCGGAAGGUGGGGGAAGUAGAAGCGACGUGAUUGCGUCGGUGUCGGAGAGUGCGGCCAUAGUGUUCGCUAGAAGAGGGUGCUGUAUGAGCCAUGUGGUGAAGCGUCUUCUCUUAGGACUAGGGGCAAAUCCGGCGGUGUACGAGGUGGAUGAAGAACAUGAAUCUGGAGUUGUUAAGGAAUUGGAGGCUUUUGCCAAAUCUUCCAAUGUUAAAUUACAAUUGCCGGCUGUGUUUAUUGGGGGAACCUUGUUUGGGGGUUUGGAUAGAGUCAUGGCUACUCAUAUUUCUGGGGAUUUGGUUCCUAUUUUGAAACAAGCCGGCGCUUUGUGGCUUUGAAUUUUCUUUUUUCUUUAUAUCAAUCCUCAAUUUUCUCCCAUCAUUUUCCUUUUUUUUUUUUUUUUUUUUAUAUAUAUAUAUUAUUUUCCCCCUUUAUCGAACAGGGAUAUUUUGUUGCUGUGGCAUCUACUUUCCCGUUUGCAAAUUUGGGGAUUUUCCCCUUUUUUAGUUCAUUAGAGUUCGUAAAUUGAUGAACAUAUUUGUUAAUAAUAUAUAUCAAAUUGUUUUUCUUUUUCUAAA